CGCCGCCGCCGUACGCAUGCGCGGCUUUUUCGCGCGCGUCUUCACUUACGAUACUUUUUUAAACUUUUUUUUUUUAAGUUUACAAAGUGAGUUUGAAGUUGUGCGUGUGUGGUGUUUUUAAAAAUGAAAUACAAGAUCAAAGAAGUGGACGCAGAGGCGCCGGCGGCGGUCAAACUUGCUGAGAAACUAGAACGCACAGUCCGGUGCUCGUCGGUCCUCAUCGGAGCCCUGGGAGUGUCCCUGAUAGCCCUCGCCGUGUACACCGCGGUGCUGGUGCUCACGGAGCACUGGAGCCCGAGGCCGUGUCUCAGCGAGGAGUGCGUCGGGACUGCAUCCCGCAUCAUCGCAGCUCUAAACAAAGACGUGGACCCUUGCACAGACUUCUACGAGUUCGCAUGCGGUGGCUGGAUUAAGAAGAAUCCUGUGCCGGAAUGGGCCACGUCAUGGGACCAACUUGCAAGGUUACGAGAGCGGCUAGUGUCAGACCUGCGGGAGCUCCUGGAAAUGGAAGAUGAUCCCAGUCUGCCGCAGAGCGUCCUCAAAGCCAAGGCUUUGUACAGGACUUGCAUUAAUGUCGAUAAACUGGAAGCAGAGGGAAUCAAACCAAUCCAGAAGAUUCUAGAAGACUUAACCCUCCCACCGCGCCCGCCGAGCGAGGCCUCCGCUAACUUCAGUUGGGAAUACGUAGCGGGGCGGGGGAGGAGGGAACUAGGGCUCAGUGUGAUCCUUAGCGUCCAAGUAGCUGAGGAUGUGAGGAAUACUAGCAGGAACCGAGUUGUGGUAGAGCAAGUGUCUCCCGGCUUCAGCGAGCGUUACCUACUAGCUCCCGAGCAGUUCUCACACGAGUUGGAUCAAUACCACACGUAUAUCAGGGAGAUGAUAUCCCUGGCUGACCCACUAACCGACGCGGAGGAAUUCGCUGACGAUAUCGUGGCUUUCAGCAGGAGUUUGGCCAAGAUCAUGACGCCAGUGGAGGUGCGCCGGAGCGGCACCCACCUGUUCCACGAGGUUAGCGUGAAGCAGCUCGUAGAAGGAUCAGCAGGCGGCCCGGCGCAGUGGAAGGAUCACGACUGGGAGAAGUACCUCGAGCUGGUGUUCUCCAACACAAGUGUGGUGCUGGACAAGGACGUGGACCGAGUGAUCGUAAUGGACCUUCCCUAUCUGCAGAAACUGGCAGUUCUGCUCACGGAGACCAAACCUAUUAUCAUCGAACGAUUCCUCUGGUGGAGCGUCUUCUCGACCGUGGCUCCGAUGACUCUCAGCGCUUUCCGUGACCUCGGCUUCGCGUUCAGCAAGGCCGUGUUCGGGCUGCAGCAGCGAACGCCAAGGUGGAAGAGCUGUACCGCUAAUGUUAAUGCCAACUUUGGGGUGGCGCUGAGCUAUCUUUAUGUGAAGAGGCAUUUUGACCAGACUUCGAGACAGAAGGCUAUAGAAAUGGUAGAAGAUGUGCGCUCCGCGUUCGCUGCGGCGGUUAAGGAACUUGACUGGAUGGACUCCACAACCAGGGUGAAGACCUUGAACAAGCUCAGUGCUAUCAGGAAUUUCGUAGGCUUCCCUGCCUGGCUGCUCACACAUGAACAGUUAGAUAAACAUUACAAACAUGCGGAUAUUGUCCCUGACAACCUGUUCGAGACCUACUUGAAGCUGACGAGAGCUGCCGUCAAGAAAUCCUUGGAGUCUCUUCGAGAAACUCCCGACAGAAACAGAUGGGUCGCCACCGCCACCACUGUCAACGCUUUCUACUCGGCCACUCUCAACUCAGUCACGUUCCCUGCUGGAAUUUUACAACCGCCUUUCUAUGGCAAUGGAAUCGAGGCUAUCAAUUAUGGGUCGAUUGGUGCAAUUAUGGGUCACGAAGUCACACAUGGAUUUGAUGAUCAAGGUCGGCGGUAUGACGAGAUGGGCAACCUGAAGCAAUGGUGGUCGGCGGCGACUCUGGAGCACUACCACGGAAAAGUGUCCUGCAUCAUCGACCAGUACAGCAAGUACCACCUGCCGCAGCUGCCCAACUAUACGGUCCAUGGCUUCAACACACAAGGAGAGAAUAUCGCCGAUAACGGCGGACUCCGCGCCGCUCUCCACGCUUACCAACUCUUCAACAAGAGGGAGCCGCAGGCUAGAAGGGAUACCCUACCUGGCCUGCCUCAGUAUAAGCCUGAGCAGCUAUUCUUCUUAGGGUUUGCACAGAUCUGGUGCGGCAACUCCACAAUAGGCGCCCUAAAAUCCAAAAUGGUGGAAGGAGUGCACAGCCCGAACAAGAUCCGUGUGAUAGGGACCCUGAGUAACUCUAAAGAGUUCGCGGACGCGUGGCAGUGCCCGCUCGGGUCGCCCAUGAACCCAGAACACAAGUGCGUGCUGUGGUGAGACUGUGAUGUGCCAAAUGGGAGGCGAGGUUUAGUGAUGUGUCCAGUGCUUUAUGUUUAUUCAUAACCUUUAACCGCCCGGCGCACAUGCCUAUAGGGUAAACUCGCCUCAUUCGGUGACACGCCUAAUUCGGUGAUACAACUUUGAAGCACUAUUCCGAAAGGCGAUUUUUGAUUGUUUCACCGAAUUAGGCGUGUCACCGAAUGAGGCGAGUUUACAGUAAGACAAUGUGUGUGCGGCUAGGGCCCAUUUAGAUUAAUUCGUAAGAUAUAUAAAAUGUUUAUUGUAGCUCUUACCAUAUUUUGCUGACAAAUCAAAAAUACCUUAUCGAAAUGAGAAUCAGAUGGCAAAAUUGGCAAUUGGCAAAAUGGAAUAGAUGGCGAAGUAUAAUAUUCCAUAUCUAUAUUAGGUAUAUGGUAAAUUUAUUUUUAUUGGUAAAUGAAAAUGACAAACGUUUGCAAUAUAACGCCAUCUGCUGUGUUUGUAUUGUUUCUUAGGCUUUACAUAUCCCAUGUUAUAGAAUGAGAAAGAUAUUGUAACUGGAAUCAUUUACUAAACUCGUCUACACUGAAGUUACCGGGAAGUUACCGCCUUAAGCUAAGACGCGUAUUCUUAGUAACAUAGGUCGAAGUCAUUUGUACUUAUUUUAGGUUAUUUUAGUUUUAUUGCGAAAGUGAGUUGGCUAUGGCAUGUUGGCCGCUGCAAAGAACAAGUGAGUUUGGAGUGUUCACUCAAGACAUAGUAAAAACAUCGAAUAAGCUUUAUUUUGUUAUUAUACCUCCUGUACAACUUAAAUUUUAUAAUUAAUAAUGAACAAGGAUACCUACCUAUGUAUGAGUGACCACUCUAAGUUGUUUUAAUGCAUAAACCAUUUAACUUUCUUUUGGUUUGCUGCAAAAAAGACUAUAUGUGACUGAAUGAAUGACUUAAUGUAGAAAUUGUGGAACAUAUGAAUGUGAUAUAAUGUUUUAUAAGAACCAAUAGUUUUAAGAUUUAGAUUGGCACAAAUUCUAAGGCUGGAAAUAUUUUUAUGAGAUUAGACAUACAUUGGAGUAUUAUGUAUUUGUUACCUAUUAUAGGCAAAAAAAUAUUUGUACUAGAUUAUGUUUGUUAUAAGAUACUUUUUAUAAAAAGUGAUAUUUUGUAUUUGUAGCUGCAGAGUUCAAAUAAUUUACUACAAGAAAUAGCGUAGAUCUUUUUGAACUACACGUUUUUUUAAAACUUUAACCCAUUGAUUGCCUAUGGCAGCAUAUCAUUGAGAACAGAGCAGCUCAGUCAGUCAGGCAAUCAAAGGGUUAAAAUAUACGCAGCUGGACUGGAAUUAAACUCAAAUAUAUUUAAUUUGACAUGGAUAACUAUAAUGAUGUAUUGGUAAAAUAGGCCUUAGCCAAAUUCAGUAUUAUUAAACAAUUUGUGAGAAGGGUCCGAACUAUACAAAAACGAAUUUAUGUAGGGCCUUUUUUACAAACUAUUUACAGCCAAAACUAUUUAUAAUUACAUAACCGGACGAAUGGGACGACGAGAUGAUGGGACGGAAGAAAUUUUGUUGUCUUGUCUAAGUAAAAUCUUAUUUGUAACAACUACCUGUGGCCUGUUUCUCGAAAGGUACAAGCCUUGUAUUACAAGUGUGUUUCCAUGACAACCUAUACGAUUUGACAGUUCGCGCACUUGUAGUACAAGGCUUGUACCUUUCGAGAAACGGGCCCCUGGUUUAAAAUGAAAAAUUUGUCAGUCCUAUAAGUGUAACUCUAAACAGUUUUGACUGUUAUUAUUUAUAAUAAACAAAUACCAUGCAUUUUAAUGACAAAUACUAUUUAUUAAAAAAUAAAGACAAAGUUUCGUA
Molecule: messenger RNA, 4207 nt
Organism: Leguminivora glycinivorella
Lineage: Eukaryota; Metazoa; Arthropoda; Insecta; Lepidoptera; Tortricidae
Product: neprilysin-4-like
Exons: 19
Coding region: 124-2364 (746 amino acids)
Biological process (GO): protein processing
Cellular component (GO): plasma membrane
Molecular function (GO): metalloendopeptidase activity
Source: RefSeq, a predicted model, not a curated record